This is a messenger RNA of Sciurus carolinensis (gray squirrel), 1293 nucleotides long. It is a transcript of the gene Nherf2, whose product is annotated as NHERF family PDZ scaffold protein 2. The transcript has 7 exons. Gene Ontology annotation, cellular component: apical plasma membrane. Gene Ontology annotation, molecular function: protein-membrane adaptor activity; signaling receptor binding. Bases 163 to 1176 code for a protein of 337 amino acids. The record is from RefSeq and is a predicted model, not a curated record. Gene Ontology annotation, biological process: protein localization to plasma membrane. NCBI's taxonomy places the organism in Eukaryota, Metazoa, Chordata, Mammalia, Rodentia, Sciuridae.
GGAGCCGGAGCCGGAGCCGGAGCCGGAGCUCGAGGCGGCUGGAGCAGAGAGGAGCCGCUGAGACCGCCUCCGGGUCCCCAGCGCCGCCGCCCGCGCCUCCGCGCCCCCGCCCGCCUGCCUGCGCCGUGGCCAGCCGGGGCGGGCCGGGGGGCAGCGGGCGCCAUGGCCGCGCCUGAGCCGCUGCGGCCGCGCUUGUGCCGCCUGGUGCGCGGCGAGCAGGGCUACGGCUUCCACCUGCACGGCGAGAAGGGCCGCCGCGGGCAGUUCAUCCGGCGCGUGGAGCCGGGCUCCCCAGCGGAGGCGGCCGCGCUGCGCGCCGGGGACCGCCUGGUCGAGGUCAACGGCGUCAACGUGGAGGGCGAGACGCACCACCAGGUGGUGCAGAGGAUCAAGGCUGUGGAAGGGCAGACCCGGCUGUUGGUGGUGGACAAGGAGACGGAUGAGGAGCUCCGCCGGAGGCAGCUGACCUGCACUGAGGAGAUGGCCCAGCAAGGCCUCCCACCGGCCCGUGACCCCUGGGAGCCAAAGCCUGACUGGACACGAGCAGGUAGCCUCAGCACCGAGGCUGGCCAGAAGGAUGUCAACGGGCCCCCCAGAGAGCUGCGCCCUCGGCUCUGCCACCUGAGAAAGGGACCCCAGGGCUAUGGGUUUAAUCUGCACAGUGACAAGUCCCGGCCUGGUCAGUACAUCCGCUCUGUGGACCCAGGCUCACCUGCUGCCCACUCUGGUCUCCGUGCCCAGGACCGGCUCAUUGAGGUGAACGGGCAGAAUGUGGAGGGGCUGCGCCAUGCUGAAGUUGUCGCCAGCAUCAAGGCACGGGAGGACGAGGCCCGGCUGCUGGUGGUGGACCCUGAGACAGACGAGCACUUCAGGCGUCUGCGGGUCACGCCCACUGAGGAGCAUGUGGAAGGUCCACUGCCAUCACCAGUCACCAACGGGACCAGCCCUGCCCAGCUUAAUGGUGGCUCAGUGUGCUCAUCCCGAAGCGACCUGCCAGGCUCGGACAAGGACACUGAGGAUGGCAGUGCCUGGAAGCGGGACCCCUUCCAAGAGAGCGGACUUCACCUGAGCCCUACAGCAGCUGAGGCCAAGGAGAAGGCUCGAGCCACACGUGUCAACAAGCGGGCACCACAAAUGGACUGGAACCGGAAACGUGAGAUCUUCAGCAACUUCUGAGCCCCCUUCCUGCCUGUUUGGCCCCUGGGCCUCCCUGCAAGGACUUCAGACCCAUCCAGAGCUCCCCAAGCCUUAGCGGACUGGAGGGUAGUCUCACCACCCCCAGAAACCAUCCUG